CCUCGUUCUUAAAACGUUUUGUAUGAAUGAAUAGUAAGGCAUGAUUAGGUGAAAUAUUGAUAAAGUCUUUUUAGGUGUUCUCUCUCCUAGGGCGAUAAGGUAACUGCUUUUUCUUUCCAUCUCCGUUGUCUCUCUAGACGGCGGAACCCGAUUCCGGUUCUUUUUCCAGGCUCUCCCCUUCUCAUGGAAAUACAAAAUCCUCAAAAAAAAAUUCCCCAGCAGAUCAUCGCUAGCCACUCUUUCAAAAAACAAAUUGAAGGGUGAGUCUUCAUCGCCUGGAUCUGCGUCUACAGAUUUGGGAAGGUCGAGUCCACCGCGUUCCCCGUUAGCUAGUGCCUCAGAUGAAUCGCCGCCUUCAACGUCAGCCACUACACAAGUAUCUGGUGAAGCCGAGGCUUCAAAUCUUUUGGAUCUGCCUCCUCAACCUGCAGUCGCGAGUGCUGUCGUCACACCACCCCUGACGCUUAUGACCUCCCUAAUGACUGAUGGUAAGCUACAACCUGUUGUACCUGCUAUCAAUGCCGCUGCUACGGUUCCACCCCUAAUCGAACCAGAAUUAUCUUCAAACCCGCUAGGUGCUGCGACUGCUGAGAAAUCAGCGAACCAAGGAAAAGAGAAUACAAAGAAAGAUCCCGACUGGCUAAAGCUUUUUAAGGGCUCCUCCAGACCAUUGUCAAAGAAAGGAAAAGCAUUCACUCUACCAUCGAGUGAGGAAUGUGUCGAGAUCCCCGACACGGUUAUUGAGAAGCAUAAAAAAUCGUGGGAAUCGUUUAUCAUCGGGCAAUUCUAUGCGGACCCUCCAUCACAAGGCACAAUUCACUCAAUUGUGAAUGGAAUUUGGAGCCGCCAUUUCCGCAAUAUCUCAGUAUAAAAAAUGGAUGGGAAUGCUUUCCUGUUUAGGAUUCCUAACGUUCUUACUAUAAACAGAGUGAUAAAUCAAAGACUAUGGAAUUUUGAAGGGCAAACCAUGUUUGUAGCUAAGUGGGAACCGGGGGUUGUUCCUGUAAAACCCGAGCUCUCAUCAGUUCCUAUCUGGUUGGAGCUUAGAGAUGAACCGAGAGGUGAUCCAAAAUUGCUGCAUCCGGACCCAGUUAAGAAGACAAAUCUGGAGGUUGCAAAGGUUUUCACAAUUAUCGACCUAAGGAAGCCACUCCCAGAGGCUGUCAACGUCAAAUUCCAAUGUGGGGAGAUCCGUCGAGUCAGAGUUUCCAGUCCAUGGAUGCCACCCAUCUGUUCACACUGUAAAGAGAUGGGUCACACCAUAAAGAAAUGCACCAAAGUCUCUCUUUUUUGUUCAGGCUGCGACUCCUCCUCCCAUUCCACCCAAAACUGUCCCAGGAUAAGUAAAAAGAAAAAACAGCCUCAAUAUAGACUAAAACCAGCGUUUCAAAGUCAACCUUCAGUAGUGAUCCCCACAGGUUCACAACUGGCUCCAGCUCAAGCUCUUGGUAAAGUGACUCAGGUGAAGAGCUCUGGUAUGUUAUCAGUCCCAGCAUCGAAUCUUUUGGUGGGAGAAUCGAGUGGUACAAAAGGUAAUGAUGUCUUCUCAGGGGUCUCAGCAGCGGAACCAGACUCCUCAGAUGCCUAUUCUAGUGACUAUGUCUCUAGCGAUGGUGGAGGAUAUGUGGACGAGGACUACGGGUUCACGGCAGUGGUGUCUAAAAAACAUCGCAGACGUGAGCGAGGCACGGGCCUCAAAAUCAACUCAGAUUUAUGUGUAUAGAAACUUUUUGUCGGAAUGUCCGAGGCUUUAAUAAGCUUUCUCACCGGACCGGUUUUAAAAAAUGGCUUCGAAGAAAUAAGUCCCUUUUUGGUAGCCUGCUAGAAACUCGUGUACAGCGGUCUAAGAGAGAUAAGUUUGUCAGUGACAUUAUGCCUGGCUGGUUUUGUGAUGAUAAUUAUGCGUUUUCUGACCUUGGCAAGAUCUGGAUUCUCUGGCACCCGUCUGUCAAGGUAUCCAUUAUUUCCAAGUUCUUACAAAUGGUUACAUGUGAAGUAAAGCUUCCUUCUCUUGAUCAUCCCUUUGUGGCUUCUUUUGUCUAAGCAUCCAACGAACCUUUUGUGAGAAAUUCCCUCUGGGAGGAGAUCAAAGAUUUAGCUCAGAGUCCUGCUGUUAUGCGCAAGCCUUGGCUAGUCAUGGGAGACUUCAACCAAAUUCUUCACCCAUUUGAACAUUCGGCUUCCGAUGGUUUUACUGUUGACAGAGGUCAAAAGAUAAAGCCCACUGAACAGCCCAGUCUACAGUCGUGGGAAUCAGCACGCAGACCUCACGUGCUUGCCUAAGGUAGAACAAUGUUGUUGCUCUGUUUCAUAGCAUUGUUUUGACAUAAAAGGAAACGCAGGGAGACAAGAUUCAGAGUGCCAGACGGGUAUAGUAAGGAGAGAAGAGGUGUUGUUAUUUGAUGAACAAGUUUUGGAUCGUAGUGGCUUCUUAUUUUGUUGAUAUAACGACAGAGAACUUAAUUUAGUGAUUUUUUUGGGUAUAUCAUAAAUUCAUAACCAUAUGAAUUAGGCCAUAAAGAUUCAUGCUUUAGUGCUCUAAACCUCACAUAAACUGAAAUGUAUUUUUAAUCCGAAAUGC
Messenger RNA from Camelina sativa (false flax), 2581 nucleotides. The record is from RefSeq and is a predicted model, not a curated record. Lineage: Eukaryota; Viridiplantae; Streptophyta; Magnoliopsida; Brassicales; Brassicaceae.